Messenger RNA from Kuraishia capsulata CBS 1993, 1206 nucleotides. RefSeq lists its product as uncharacterized. Bases 1 to 1206 code for a protein of 401 amino acids. Gene Ontology annotation, molecular function: NADPH dehydrogenase activity; FMN binding. NCBI's taxonomy places the organism in Eukaryota, Fungi, Ascomycota, Pichiomycetes, Pichiales, Pichiaceae. The record is from RefSeq and is a predicted model, not a curated record. The transcript has a single exon.
AUGACUGCCAUCGCUGAAAGCAACAUGUUUAAGCCCAUCAAAGUGGGUCCUGUUGAACUCUCCAACAGGAUCGUGAUGUUGCCAACAACAAGAUUCAGAAACAGUCCGGAGCAUGUUGCAACCGAUGCCAUGCAAAAAUUGUACUCUGACAGGACCAGAGACGCUGGCUCUUUGGUGAUCACCGAAGGUACCUUGAUCAGCCCCAAGUACGGCAUGUACCCUCAAGCUCCAGGAUUAUGGUCUGAGGUCCAGGCCGCUGCCUGGAAGAAGGUGGUCGAUGCUGUUCACCAAAACGGCUCGUUUAUUUGUUCGCAACUUUGGGCCUUGGGCAGAAUUGCAGAGCCCGAGAUUGCAAAGGCCGAUAAUCUGCCUCUGUACGGACCAUCUGCUAUCCAUUAUAGCGAAGAAGCGAAGGAGGCUGCCGAAAAGUCCGGCGUAGAAUUGGUUGCCCUUUCCACUGAGGAAGUCGAGCAGAUGAUCCAGGAGUAUGUCGUUGCUGCUGGACAUGCUCUCGAGAUAGCUGGUGCCGAUAUGGUGGAGGUCCACUCUGCCAAUGGAUAUCUGCUUAACCAGUUUGUCGAUGAAGUCUCCAACCAACGUACCGACAAGUACGGAGGAUCCAUAGAAAAUAGAGCAAGAGUCGUGUUGGAGAUCAUUGAUGCCAUUGGUACCAAGUUCGGGUACGAGCGCGUUGGAGUCAGAUUCACACCUUGGUCUACUUUCCAGGGUAUGCCUGCUGGAGACGAGGCCAAGAUCAGCCCAAUUGUCACGUACGGCUAUCUGCUCAGCGAGCUCGAGAGAAGAGCAGCCUCGGGGAAAAGACUGGCCUAUGUCAGUACUACCGAGCCAAGAACUGAAUGGUGGUUAGAAACAAAGGGAACCAGUUCUUUCCACAAUGAUUGGAUGUAUGACAUCUGGAAGGGUGUUGUGAUUCGUUCCGGUGCAUACUUCAUCGAGCCCUCUUACUCCACUGCGCUUAAGCACGUCAAUGCCAAUGACCGCACAAUCAUUGGAAGUUGCAGAUCGUUUACCUCGAACCCAGAUCUACGUACUCGUCUGCGCAAGGGCUUGGAGCUUACUCCAUACGAGAGAAAGUACUUCUACGCCUACACCAAUUACGGGUACAACACCUAUGGCGACUACGGAACUGAAAAAUUGGGUCCAGAUUCCGAACAGGCUACCAAGCCAUUGACCCCUCUUGCAUAG